Dendrobium catenatum is the source of this 693-nucleotide messenger RNA. RefSeq lists its product as uncharacterized. NCBI's taxonomy places the organism in Eukaryota, Viridiplantae, Streptophyta, Magnoliopsida, Asparagales, Orchidaceae. The record is from RefSeq and is a predicted model, not a curated record. The annotation marks the transcript as partial. The transcript has a single exon.
UUUCUUAGAUCGUCCUCCUCCUAUGCUGCAGGUGGUAUCCGCUGCUUAUUCAUUCUCAAUGUUGUCUUUGCUGUAAUAUUCGGUCUUCUUUCCCUAUUUCUUGGCUCAAGUCUUCUCACUUUGGGAAGUAGCUGCUCCAUCCCACUCUUCUGGUGCUAUGAGAUUACUGCCUGGGGACUGGUGACAUUGUAUGGUGGCACUGCUUUCUUUCUUAAGAGAAAAGCUGCCACCGUCCUCGAUGAGGGCAACUAUGGCGGUCGGAACCUCGGUCUGGAAAUGCUGGAAUCGUCGAUCGAAGUUACCCCCGACGUCCAGAGGCGAGUCAACGAAGGUUUUAGGACAUGGAUGGGCUCUUCCCUGCUCUCAUCUGAUGAUGAAGAUGAUGAGACUGAUUACAGUAAUCUGGAGACUGCUCAGCCCAUUAUCAUCAAUUCUAGCAGCAAAGAGGCUGAUAGGCCUUUCUCUUAAACCUGUACAUCACCAACUCUGCUAACCUACCAUUCUUUAGUGCUCAUCUAGAUGCAAAGUGUGAUUCCAGUGAUUCUAACCAAGGAAAAAAAAAAAGGGAAAAAGAAAAAAAAAAAAGAGAUUAUGAGCUGGAUCUUCCACUACCACAUGCCAGUGUAAAAAUGAAACAAGUUACUGUUUUAAUUAAUGUCAAAAAUGAGUUUUUGAUUUUUCCUGAUUCUGUCA